Lentinula edodes (shiitake mushroom) is the source of this 2589-nucleotide messenger RNA. RefSeq lists its product as uncharacterized. NCBI's taxonomy places the organism in Eukaryota, Fungi, Basidiomycota, Agaricomycetes, Agaricales, Omphalotaceae. Gene Ontology annotation, molecular function: NAD+ kinase activity. The record is from RefSeq and is a predicted model, not a curated record. Bases 1 to 2589 code for a protein of 862 amino acids. The transcript has 7 exons. Gene Ontology annotation, biological process: NAD+ metabolic process; NADP+ biosynthetic process.
AUGUCGCUUUCUCCUGAAAUCGAGACCUUCUCGACUCCUCCUACUACACCAGGGUUCGCUUUUCAGGACGCCUCCAUUCGUCCAUCGCUUUCCAGAAAAGGCAGUCGUCCGUCGUCACUCCAACUUGCUCACCAAGGCUGGAAUCCAGAUAUUGUCGUUGAAGAAUCCUCCCCGGUACUUACCAGAAAGCCUGAAAACGGCCAAUCAAUUACGUCCUCGAUGUCGAGAGACCAGACUGCUACUCCAACAUCGACCACGUCAACUAGAGCAUCUUCCACGUUGCCCUCUAUUCCUUCAUCUUCUUCCUCUACAACGCAUUUGGCCAACGGCCAUACUCACCGUCCCCUUGAUUCACCCUGCUUCGUGCACUCUCAGCUCGAUAAGGGGGCUUCUCUUAGCGACUGGCUUCGCAACAAGCAAAAUGGCAUUUUGAACAAUGGAUCUAGUGAUGUUGGAGUAUCAAAGUCAUUACAAGAUUCUUCUCCAACAUCUACUUCCGGAAUGUCUUCAGCAAGCUCGCUCAUGUCCAGCAUAGACGACGAGGAUGAGUUUGGCGGUAAUCUUACCAAGCAGCUUGCUGAGACUGCUGUCGGUGUUAGGGAGAUGAGUAAACAGCUCGGACGAGCUCGCAUACGGUCCAACAUACAGAACAUCUUGAUAAUCACGAAAGCCCGAGAUAAUAGGCUGAUAAAGCUUACUCGACAGCUUGCAUUAUAUCUAAUGCUUAAGCCCCGCCCGGCACAAAAGCGUGGCCUUGUUGUUUAUGUAGACAAUCAACUUAGACACUCUCGUCGGUUCGAUGCAGCUGGUAUCGAACGCGAUCAUCCCGAACUAUUCAUACCGUUUCCCCAUCGUCGUACGUCCAGCAGUGCAUCAUUGGCUUCUAUGUCAUCUGCUUCCUUAUCAAGAGAAGAUUUCACUAUCAAGGACGAAGGACAGCUUAGAUAUUGGACCAGUGCAAUGUGCAACCAAAGCCCGCAUCUAUUUGACUUUGUGAUAACCCUUGGAGGUGACGGGACUGUCUUGUUCACAUCAUGGCUUUUCCAACGAAUCGUCCCCCCAGUCCUUCCUUUCGCGCUUGGCUCAUUGGGUUUCCUCACCAAUUUUGAUUUUGCAGACCAUCAGGCUGUCAUGGAUUCCGCUAUAGAUUCUGGCAUCCGAGUCAACUUGCGAAUGCGAUUCACAUGUACUGUCUAUCGUGCAGUAACAAAUGAAUUCAAAGGACGGAAGGCCGUCAAAAAAGGCGAGACGGGAGAGAUUCUAAUGCGCAAUAUAGAACAAGACGGCUGGGAAGCCUUGGAGGGGGGCUGGUCCGGAAGCUUCACUGCACCAGAAAACGGCAAAGUUGGAAGGGAUAAAGAGAUUAUGUGUUUUACCACUAGACCUGUUGAAACUUUCGAGGUAUUAAAUGACCUCGUUGUCGAUAGAGGCCCUUCUCCCUACGUGAGCCUGCUGGAGCUCUUUGGUGAUGAACACCAUAUGACCACUGUUCAAGCUGAUGGUUUAACAGUAUCGACACCCACAGGGUCCACGGCAUAUUCACUUUCUGCGGGAGGUUCUCUCGUUCACCCGGAAAUACCAGCCCUUUUGAUUACUCCAAUUUGUCCCCAUACCCUUUCUUUCCGUCCAAUGCUUCUGCCCGAUAGUAUGGAACUCCGCAUAUGUGUUCCCUACAAUUCAAGAAGCACUGCUUGGGCUUCCUUUGAUGGUCGUGGUCGAGUUGAAUUGAAACAGGGCGAUCACAUCAAGGUUACUGCUUCCAAGUAUCCAUUCCCGACCGUCUGUGCCGAUAAACAGUCGACGGAUUGGUUCCACGCCAUCUCACGUACCUUGAAAUGGAAUGAACGCGAGAGACAAAAAUCGUUCGUGGUGGUGGAAGAGGGCCCGGAAAAAGUUAAGAAACAAAAGAAAGUUGAAAAGACGGGGCGUGAUGGGACGCCCAAACCCACACAAGUGGAGGAGGCAGAAUCCCUGGAUGACGAAGAAGAGGACGAGGUCUCUGACGAGGAGGAAGAAGACAAAUUUGACAUUGAUGACUCGUCGCCAGAAGCUGCUGCUGCUGCAUCAGUGAUUUCAGGACAAGUAACCAAUGUAUUAUCAAAGCGGGACCAAGCCGUUGGACACGAAAAGGCGAAUGAACUUGUUGCUGAAGAACAAUUGCAUAAAGCUUUAUCUCUUUCUGGCUUGAAACCACGACGACAUACCCCUAGAUCACGUUCCGCCUCCCCAUCGGGUCUGCGGUCAGGAAUCGACUCCCCAAGUCGCUACGCUGGACUGCCUCCACACCCUCCUGUUAGUGUCCCUCGCCACGUUGAAUUUGCGCCUGAAUCGUCAGAUGAAUCCUACGGGCGAAACGGUGCACGGGACGAACUCUUUGCACACCGCAAAGCGAGUGCCAAGAGUCGGAUCCCGAAGGAGAGAGAAGAUGUGAAAACACCUACAGCCUCAAACUCAGUGUAUCCUCGUAAUCGGAGUCGCGGGCGAGCGCAUUCUCGCACUAGAUCUGGCGAAUAUGUCGGGCAUCGCGCAUUUGCUGUUUGGGGGCAAGAUGAGAGCGAUAGCAAUGCUAGCGAUAGCGAUGCUAACUGA